Myxocyprinus asiaticus (Chinese sucker) is the source of this 4578-nucleotide messenger RNA. RefSeq names its product secretory carrier membrane protein 5a (gene scamp5a). NCBI's taxonomy places the organism in Eukaryota, Metazoa, Chordata, Actinopteri, Cypriniformes, Catostomidae. The coding region runs from base 566 to 1258 and encodes 230 amino acids. The transcript is spliced from 7 exons. Gene Ontology annotation, biological process: protein transport. The record is from RefSeq and is a predicted model, not a curated record. Gene Ontology annotation, cellular component: recycling endosome membrane; trans-Golgi network membrane.
CCAGUAGAGACCCAGAAGGAGCAAUGAAGUUUCCACCAUUAUCACCAUUAAACCAUUAGAAUUUCAGUGAGGGUUUCUAUUGUUUGUUUGUUUGUUUUUCAGCAGGGUGGAUUGGCAAUUAUGUUAUAGCCAGAUAUUAAAGUGUUGGAAUAAAUCCAUUUUUAAGGACACGAGUGUUGAGGUCAUAUCCAUAUGUGUUUUCAGACUUUUGGGUAAGCGCUUCAAAGGCUGCUUCAGUACCGUGGAGAGCGGCCACACGGGCGUGAAGGAAUGAAGUAUCGCGAGCGCAGAGGCCCCGCCGAUCACGAGCUCAUUAGCAUCAUCGCACUCAUCCCUCGCCGAACGGAUGAACGCGUGUGUAUGAGGACUGUGACGUGAUUGUUUUUACUCCUGUAUCCUGAAAUUACAUCUCACAAUAUAACGGAAUUGGAAAACAUCACCCUUCUUUGCAAGUCCAUCGCUCACUCACUCACUCUUGUAAAGGCAUCAGAUUCGUGGGUGAACGCGCGAGAAGGGUUUUAAUAUUAAAGUUUGACUUAGGUGAUCCGAAAAAACUCCACUCUCCAUGGCAGAAAACAAUUUCCCCCCUCUUCCACGGUUCAUUCCUCUGAAGCCAUGCUUUUACCAAGACUUCAACGAGAUUCCAGACCAAUUCCGGACAAUGUGUAAACGGAUGUAUUACCUUUGGAUAUUAAACAGUGCCACCCUAGCCGUGAACCUGAUUGGUUGUCUGGCAUGGAUGUGCGGUGGGGGCGGGGCAACCAAUUUUGGAAUGUCUAUUCUGUGGCUAAUACUGUUCACCCCAUGCUCAUACGUGUGCUGGUUUAGGCCCAUCUACAAGGCCUUCAAGACAGACAGCUCUUUCAACUUUAUGGCGUUUUUCUUUGUAUUCAUGGCACAGGUGGUGAUCAGUAUCAUUCAGGCAGUUGGAAUCCCAGGAUGGGGAGUGUGUGGCUGGCUGGCCACCAUCACAUUUUUCAGCACUAAUAUCGGCUCUGCUGUUGUUAUGCUGAUUCCCACCAUCAUGUUCACUGCCGUGGCUGUGUUCUCGUUCAUUGCCCUCACCAAGGUUCACAACUUCUACCGUGGCAGUGGGGGCAGCAUGAGCAAGGCUCAGGAAGAAUGGACCACUGGUGCAUGGAAGAACCCUCAUGUCCAGCAGGCAGCACAGCAGGCAGCAAUGGGGGCUGCACAGGGGGCUGUGCAGGGUCAACAGUACUCCGCUGCCCCAACUUACAACUAUAAUGAGCCAAUGUAGUUCCUUUUCAACCACAGUGGGGGGGGAGGGGACAAUAACAGGGUACUUGGGAGGGCGUUACAGAAGGAUAAAGUCAAUGACUGCUUGAAAUUGGGGGAAGGAGAAAGGCAAGCCAUAUGCGACCAAUCGGAAUUCAAACAGGUUCUCACUAUUACAACAAUGCAUAAACUUUUACUUAAGAGUGUGCGAUAGUUUAAGGAGUUGCUCUUUGGUAUUUAGACACCCACCAUCCAUAGGAAAUCAUCAGUCUUACCGUGAGGUAUUAAGGCAGAUUUAAUUAAUGGUUAUGUAUUGUUUUUCCACUUAUUUUAUUUUAAAACGUGGCUGAACUAGAGCACCAAUAAGGAAACAUUCCAAUGCUCACUGUGUUACUAUAGUAACUAGAUUCUCACUUGUUUUUCAGAUUCGUCUGUGUGGUAUUUGCAAGCCAGUUAUACUGUAUUUUUGAGUUGGCUUUUAGUUUUCAAGAACACAUUUGGACAAUUUAACAAAUGCUUCUUUACUCUCACGUCUUACUAGUAAACGUAUGUUUUAUGCACAGAGAGUGGAGAAAAAAAUCAACACUCGAAAAUAAAUUGACAUGCAGUUGAAAAAGUAUAACACUUAUAAAUUGCAUCUUUCAAUUUUGAGUACAAAGGUCUUACAAAAGUUUUUUUCUUUCCGUUAAUUACCUCUUUCCAUGUUGUUUCUUUAAUUUAUGUUAAGGUACUGGGAAAGCCAUAUGUUUAGGUUGUUUUUAGUUGUGUUUGGAUUGUGUUCAAGUUUGUAUUUUUAAAUGUGCAAAUGCAUUGUUAAUGUUGUUUUGUUACCUCAGGAUACAAUUGUCAGGUUUGGCUAAUGAAAUCGAUUAGAUUAAAUAUUUGUACAUGUUUUACCUUUGUACAUUAGUUCAAUUUAAACGCUUUUGAAUAUAGAAUAAAUCUUUAGCCUGUUCUUAGCCACUGAAUCACAACACUGAAUGUUCUGAAUCACUGAAAUCGUAACUGUUUUACGAAUUAUCCGAGACACUUGACUAAAUUUGGUAGUUUCUGUAAAUAUCAAAUUGUAUCUUGUAUGUGUUUCAUUCUCCACUGAACAAGGGGUGAAUACCCGCAAUUAAACCACACAUUUUGUCUCAAGUACAAUAUAAAUGGUAUCAUAUUAAUGGUUAAUUACUCUUAUAGUUUGAAUAUUUAAGGGAUUUUCUAUAAAUAUUUGCAGUCUGGUGCAAGUAACUGCUAUGUGAAUUUCCUGAAUUACAAAAAUGUAGAGAUUAUUUAAUUCUGGAUUGAGGAAAUUGAUGUAUUUUUUUUAUUUUAACAGUGUAAUGUAUAGCAAAGUGUUCAUCUAGAUUAAUCGUUCAAAUUCAACUGAAUUUAAAGAUUUAUGGAAAUGAAUAUGGUCGAGUAUGGAAUUGGAUUACAGUUAUAUGUUCAGUUGUGCUUAUCCACAUUUAGAGAGAGAUUAAAUGGAUCAUAAUUAUAGUGUACAGUAUCUUGUUAUCUAUAUGUCUUUAUCAAGGCAAAAUAUACCUUCAGUCAUUUCAGGAACUGUGAAAUGUUCAAAAAGCCCAUGUGUGAUAUUUCUCAUGUAUGUUUGGGGAGGUUUUUUGUUUUGUUUGUUUAUGUAAAAACCUCCCAGAUAGCACACGUAUAUCUCUGAUAUUUAUUAUUAUUAUUAUUAUUAUUAUUAUUAUUAUUUAUCUUUUCAUUUGGUAAUCAUAACAUAACAUCUGCUAAAAAUAUUAAAAGGAUCAGAUUUACGAACAUGCUACAUCAUAAACAUCUCAAAGACAUCUGACAUUGAAUGUCUUCUUGACUUAUUGCAGAUGAGCAAACAACCUAAUAAAUACAUCCUCUACAUAUAAACAAAUCUUGGUGAUGUACGUGUGCUAUCUGGGCUGUCUUUGUUACUUUUUCUAUAAUGUGUAUGUAUUUGAGUGUAAUUGUUUCUCAAUGUGAUCCAUUGCACAAUUUUUGUGGGACUUGCUAAGACAGGACAUCUUGUUCUAAGCUUUGGAUGAAGUUUUGUCCCUAAAUAACGUCCAUAGUGCUCAGAACGCCCUCAAGUGGUAUGGAUGUGUGAAACUUUACCUUUAUUGUCAGCUAAGAAAACAUAGUAGACAGUAGCAAUAUUGAUAUCUGUCGUAUAUUAUUCGAUGAGAGGGAAGAUUAUAUCAGGUGUGAAUGUCAUAUUUCAGCCGCACCAGCAAAAGCUAAGGUCACUGUCCACUGCCAAGACCCGUAACCUUAUUUUGUGCCCUGAUGUAUAUAUCCCAACACGGUAUAAAGUAGAAACAGCCUUGUUCAUACUGUAAAAUUAAGUCAGUGGAAAGAUGAAAGUAAAGUAACGAAAACAGAUAGUUGUCUUUGUAUAGUGAGUUGUGUGUGGUGCUUGGUAAAUUUGUGAAUCGAAACAAACCAUGUGUCGUGUACAAAGGCGCCCCGUAGGCCUAUGUAAGUAAGUGUUUAUGUUAAUUCUUUUGUCAAGUCUUCAGUGCAAUGUAUUAUUGACUUGGAGAUAAGAACUGCAGUCCAGUCCAGGUUUUAUUUUGUCCUAUGUUUUAUUUUAGUGAUUUGUGUUUUUAUUUUUUAUUAUUAUUGAAUUUCACUUGUUUUACACAAAUGCUAAUUAAGCCACAUUUCCCCGCUAAGUUACUGCGUGUAAUGUACUGUACUCUGUACUGUUUUCUGACUAAAUCAAGCAAGCUGACUUAAAGCUUAAAAGGGUAGUUCAGCCAAAAUUAAAAUUCUUACCCCAUUUACUCACCCUUUACUUUUUUUCCUAAAGUGGAAUACAAAUGGAGAUUUUAGGCAGAACAAAGUUGUUAGGUUUCAUUGUAUGGAGAAAAAAAAAGUUGCAAUGAAAUUUAAUGGUGACUAAGGCUGUAAGUACCUAACAUUCUGCUUAACAUCUACUUUUGUGUUCCAAAGAAGAAGGAAAAAAAGUCAUGAGGGUGAGUAAAUUAUUACAGAAUUUUUAUUUUUGGGUAAACUCUCAUUUUAAUAGUUGUGAAUUCUGAAAGUGGUUUUUGAAUUUUGAGAAUUUUUAUUUAAUUUUGUAUUAUAUAUAUAUAUUAGUAUCUCCCUGGUGAAGAGUAAACAGAUAAAAUAACAUUAUGUGUCUUGGUUCGUUCAUGUUUUACAUUUCUUGUUAUGAAUUGCACAUUCACCAGUAGAUGGCAUACAAAGGCUUACUGGAUUUCAUCUGAUCUCAACUAAGAGGCUAUUUGGAAUUACAUCAUAGCAUGCUACUAAUUUUCCAAGAAUGGAACACCCGGAAAACCUACUACAACAUUUACCAAAAUGUGCAGUAUAUGAAAUGAGGAAUACUAUAUUUCA